UUUCUUUAUAGACUUUGUGUUUUGUUCAUCAUUUGGAAACUGGUUUGCUAUUAUUGAUAACUGGUCACUUUUUGAGAGAGCUAUUGAUACAUUUUGAAAUGAGAUAGGAUAUAUGACAUUAUAGCCUAAUGAUUAUAGUAAUUGUUGCCUGAAUAUUUCUUAUAGCAUGUUUUUGUUUGCUUGUAUUGUAGAUAUUGGAGAAUAUGCUGAUAUAAAUGAUGACAUAAAUAAUGACAUAAAUAGUAGCAACAUAGCUGAUACCAAUGAAGUGUCUACCAACAAACUUGAUGAAGUUAAAACCCAUGAAGCUAUCAAUGAAUAUGACGAUAUUGGAGAAUAUGAUGAUAUAAAUGAUGACAUAAAUAAUGACAUAAAUAGUAGCAACAUAGCUGAUACCAAUGAAGUGUCUACCAACAAACUUGAUGAGGUUAAAACCCAUGAAGCUAUCAAUGAAUAUGAUGAUAUUGGAGAAUAUGAUGAUAUAAAUGAUGACAUAAAUAAUGCCAUAAAUAGUAGCAACAUAGCUGAUACCAAUGAAGUGUCUACCAACAAGCUUGAUGAGGUUAAAACCCAUAUGAUGGAGUGGAGAUGAUACAGGGUACAAAUAUUGAAAAUUCCGGACCGAACAAGAAGAUUGUUUUUUCUGGGGUUGAAAUUAAUCAUAUGCUGAAGAGUCGAGUGAUGAGAAGUAUGAUGAAGAGUAGGAUGCCAGUUCUGAUGAAAUAGCUUCUGACUGAUUCUGCCAAGUAGCAACAGAAUCACCUGAUUACUCCUCAAAAGAUUCUGAUUCUAAAUAUAAGGAACAGCAACAUAUGAAACGUUGCAUUGGUAAAACUUACCCCCCCCCCCAGAAAGGGAUGAGAAAACCAUGGACAGAGAUUGAAAAAGAGGCUGUAAAGAAAGGAUUACACAGAUGCUUUUUUUUAGUCAAGUUACCAUCAAAAAAGAGAGUGUGAAGAUCUAAUCAGUAAGGAACCAUGUUUAGAAUACAGAUCAUGGACAAUGAUAAAAGAUUCUGUGAGAACAUCAUUUAAGCAGCACAAAAACGUCAAAAUGAAAAGGAAAAAAAGAACAUAAAAUUGAUAAACCAGUGAAUAUAUUAUUAUGUCUGGAUAUCUACAUUUUUUUAAGUAUGCAGGAACUCAAAUUUCUCUUGUCAAAAUUGUCUCGAUAUCGCGUGGAACUUAACUUAAAAUUUGCCUGAUAUUUUUGUGGUUUAUUGUUUUGCCUCAACGGAGUAGUGGCAACAUGUAGGGAUCCCUUCUCCGGCAUCUGCCACAAAACUUGUCUGGACUACUCCUCAGAAACUACUGGUGCAAUUUCAUGGAAACUUUACAGGAAUGCUCAGUACUAAGUCUAGUGUUUUACAUAGAACAGUUCAUCAAAAUAAAAUAUCGUAAACACCGCUUAUAACUAACAGCUCUAGACCUACAAAAAGUGUUUGUUUUUUAAGGAGUAUGUAAUAGAUAUUUAUCUUCUGUUUUGUUAUUUUAAGCUAGAUUUUUUUUCCAAAGAAAAAAAUAUAGAGGAAUUGCCACAGUCAGGUUCGCGUUCCAGUAUCCUGUUGCUAUUGUCAUCCAAAAACUUUAACAUUGAUCAUUAUUUUUAGAUCACCUGUCAAAAAGUGACAGGGUGAGCUUUUGUGAUCACUUUUCGUCCAGCAUCUGUCUGUCCGUCCGGCGUCCGUAAACUUUUACUUAAAAUGACAUCUCCUCAUAAACCACUAAGCCAAUUUCAUCCAAACUUCAUAGGAAUGUUCCUUUGGUGGUCACCUUUAAAUAUUGUUCAAAGAAUUAAAUUCCAUGCAGAACUCUGGUUGCAAUGGCAACCCAAAGAAAAAACUUAAAAUAUCUUCUUUUAAAUAACCCAAAGAGCUGGAGCUUAGAUAUUUGGCAUGAAACAUUUUCUAGUCAGUGUCUACUAAGUUUGUUCAAAUAAAAGCCCUGGGGUCAAAAUUGGCCCGCCCCAGGGGUCAUUGAUUUUCACUAUAUGCAUAUAGUAAAAACUUUAAAAAUCUUUUUUUAA
Messenger RNA from Ruditapes philippinarum (Manila clam), 2025 nucleotides. RefSeq names its product GATA zinc finger domain-containing protein 3-like. The record is from RefSeq and is a predicted model, not a curated record. The transcript has 6 exons. Bases 167 to 592 code for a protein of 141 amino acids. NCBI's taxonomy places the organism in Eukaryota, Metazoa, Mollusca, Bivalvia, Venerida, Veneridae.